Molecule: messenger RNA, 928 nt
Organism: Durusdinium trenchii
Lineage: Eukaryota; Dinophyceae; Suessiales; Symbiodiniaceae
Source: the annotation of a GenBank genome assembly
AAGCAAGCUGGCUCAAGACUUGUUUGCGUUGAAAGUUGAUAGCGGUCUGAUUCACCGUCAUGACAUCAGGCUUUGCGGCGUUUGCUCGGUCAGAGUGGAAUGACCAUGUGUCGUAUGCGGUGCAGCAUGGCGAGGUUCAGUGGCUGUAUUUCCACGAGUCUCCUCUUGAGGCUGUCUAUCAGAGAUUCAAGACUACGCGGCGCUCCCUUGGCUACGCCACCAGCGAUCCUGUCAUCCCAUCGAAAGGGAUGAUGGCAAGGCGGAUGAGUGGGGCUGAAGCUCACUUGCUUGGGUCAAAGGAGUUUGCGAUUCUUCAGUUGGACGUGGACAUGCAGCGGUUGUUCGAGCGAGGCCUGUUGGAGUUCAAGCCUGGUUGCAAGUUCUGCUGCCUACUCGAUCGCAACAUCUUGCGCGAAGCGACCCUCUCCUUUUCUACUAUCAGCGUCAAGAUUUCGGAAGAGGGCGACGCUGCGGCUGAGGCAUGUCCGCUUGCAGGCAAAUGGGUCUUCUUCAGUCCGCAGAAUGCACACGAGCUCGCCACGAAGAUUUUGCUCAAAAAUCUCGUUUCCAAGGUGAAGUCCUUGCCGGAUGAGCCGCAUUGCUACUUCUCGGACUUGCACUUGUGCGUGUAUGCAGCCUGGCUGGCUGGUGGCAAUAAAGGAAGCGACAUCAAGAUCGAGCGCGUUGCUGCCAAUGAUCUUCCGCAAGGUUUUGCUCCUGGUCAUCUCAUGUCACGGGAGGAAUUGAUGCACCAUGGACCUUGGAGAUCUCUUCGGGAGGACGCGCCCGUUACCUGAAUAGCAAGCUUGAACCACAGGCCAAGCCACGACCGACAUUCAACGCAGACAGUGUGAAAAAGAGUGGUGGUGCGCGGAUAUUAGGGCAAAGCAACCGAGUUGUUCCCGCAUGCUUUUAGCUAAUCUUUGCU